GGCGUUGUUUGGAGGUCGCUUGUUGACAAGAGGAGAAGGUGACUUCUCAGGCAGCGGAGUAGCACCUAAUCUAGAUCUUUACAGAGUCUCAGAAACGCUGGAUUUUUGAUACAAAAGCAGCCAUGUCUUCAUUUGGGAGGGCAUUGGGAGUCCUUCGGACCGGAGCGCGACUGCUACGACGCGAACCCGCGAGAAUAACGAGCAGAAAGGCGAGUGGCGGACCGCACAUUGAGCCACAGUACAGACAAUACCCGCAGCUGACGAAGAAGCAGAAGUUUGAGUCGGAGCUUAUCAGUGGUGUCAUGUGGUUCUGGAUCCUUUGGCACUGCUGGCAUGACCCUGAUGCGGUUCUGGGUCACUUCCCUUGGCCGGAUGCUUCUGAAUGGACAGAUGAGGAGCUUGGUAUCCCUCCAGAUGACGAGGAAUAAGGUCACCACAAGGGAUUUGGUUUGCUGGGCGAGUCUUCGGGCUGUUCUGAAAGUCAUUGUUGUACAUAGACUUAAUAAACUUAUCUUUAAAUUAAAACAGGAAGACCAGCAUGUCAUUUCAUUACUUUUAUUUAUUUACACGCAAUUUCUGAAAUGCAUUAACAGUGUCACAGUUAGCCAGUGUUUGUAUAUUUCAAAUCAUAAGCCAUUUAAAUCUGGAAAUAAACAUUGCAAGAACCAA
Messenger RNA from Pelmatolapia mariae (spotted tilapia), 669 nucleotides. RefSeq names its product NADH:ubiquinone oxidoreductase subunit B2 (gene ndufb2). The record is from RefSeq and is a predicted model, not a curated record. The transcript is spliced from 4 exons. Gene Ontology annotation, biological process: mitochondrial respiratory chain complex I assembly. Gene Ontology annotation, cellular component: mitochondrial inner membrane. The coding region runs from base 123 to 428 and encodes 101 amino acids. NCBI's taxonomy places the organism in Eukaryota, Metazoa, Chordata, Actinopteri, Cichliformes, Cichlidae.